This is a messenger RNA of Oncorhynchus kisutch (coho salmon), 1816 nucleotides long. RefSeq names its product GTPase IMAP family member 6. Gene Ontology annotation, molecular function: GTP binding. The coding region runs from base 337 to 1389 and encodes 350 amino acids. The record is from RefSeq and is a predicted model, not a curated record. Lineage: Eukaryota; Metazoa; Chordata; Actinopteri; Salmoniformes; Salmonidae. The transcript is spliced from 3 exons.
UUUCAAUUCUGGCAGAUUAUCAGUCUACACAGAGAAUGUGCUCACGUGAGAUUAGAUUUUUUGGAAGCUUGAGCAAGUAUGCCAUGAACAUAUUGAUUCGAAUGUUGAUGCAUAAUUCGCAUUUUAAGAAGUCAGCCUACUUUACUUUUUUUGUCACUGCAUUUAAACCGGCUUUUCUUGAAGAGCAUUGACUGUACGGCUACGCCCUGAAGACUGCAGAAGCACACAGCACAGACUGAUCCUUCUUCUAAUGAGUCAGGAUGUAGGCACGAGGAAGUUGACUAGCGUUCAUACUAAAUACGGCAAUAAUAUCUGGCAAUAUCUCACAAUCAAGAGAUGGCAUCAGGUCCCCCACAAACAGAGCUGAGGCUGGUUCUGCUCGGCGGGACAAGAGCAGGACAGAGUGCAGCUGGAAACGCCAUACUGGGCCGCCAGGCUUUCCUUACCCAGACUGCCAGUGAGCCAGCUGUCACUCAGGAAUGUGAGAAGCACAGAGGAACCAUUGCAGGGAGAAGGGUAUCAGUAGUAGUCGCCCAAGACUGGUUAUGCUCAGAGCGCCCCCCGGAGGAGGUGAGGCACCAUGUCUCCUCUUGCGUGGCCCUGUCGGCCCCGGGGCCUCAUGCCUUCCUGCUGUGUGUCCCUGUGGACCGGCCGGCUGACAUGGAGCUGCGGGCCCUGGAGGCCCUGGAGAAGGUUUUUGGCCCCACUGCAGUCAGUGGACACACCCUGGUCCUCUUCACCCACACAGACCAGAUGGUUCUGGGACAACAGCUGGACGAGUACAUCACCACCAGACGCAAAGACCUACUGGAGCUGGUGGUGAUGUGUGGAGACCGCUAUCACUCUCUGGAGCGGAGGAGUAGAGGAGAGAAGGAUGAGAGGAAGAGUGUGGAAGAGCUGCUGGAGAAGGUUGAACAGACCGUAAAAGAGAGCGGGGUGGAGUUCUACAGCUGCCCCCUCUACCAGGAGGCUGAGGCCAGGGUGAGAGAGAAGCAGGCAGAGAUAGUGUGGCAGAGAAGAGGGGGAGAGGAGCUAGAUGAAGAGGUGCCCUCCUCAGCCUCACCUCCAGAGGAAGAGCUAGACGAUGAAGAGAUGGCAAAAGUUAGGGAGGAGGCAGAGAGGAGUGUGCACAACCUGAACAUAGACACCGAUGGUAUUACCUCUCUUUCUCCUGCCUCCUCCUCUCCCACAUUUCUCUCGUCCUUGUGGCAGGGAUUGACAGGGUGGCUGAGGAGGCUGCCCAAGAUGCUGAGGAUGGAGUCUCUGCUGGGGGCUUUCGUUGGCCUGUUUGUAGGUGGGCCCGUUGGGCGGAUGCUGGGGGCCACUGUGGGCUCAGUAGCCACUGAAGUGGGGAGAAGGAAGACACCGAAGACAGAAAAAAACAAAUAAUUGCAAUGGGAUACAUAUCUCCAGUUAUUAACAUUAAAGGGACAUUUCACUGCACUUAUAUUUUAUUGUGCAAUUGGCUUGUAUUUGACCAACGUACAGUCCUCACAAUACUUGUUAUAAUAUUUGUUGUUUCACUGCUGGCAUGCCUAUUUUGACUGGUCAUAUUUUCAAAACCAAUUAUUAUAGAAGGUAUGGUAGGGUUAACUAAAAACUUCAAAUAAAGGGGAAGUUACAUACAUGAUCCACUUGGUGGAGACGUUGACCAAAACAUUGAAGUUGAACAUUAAAUAUUUGAGCUCAACUGAAAACAGAUACCUUACUGCUGAAGGAAAUAUAAUGCCAUUUCUAAGGCAGUUUGUUGUGUCCUGUUUAUGUCACACAGUUGAUACUUUUAAAGCAUACAAUUACACAUUUCCCUCAGACUGAA